AAGAAAACGUAAAUUAUAAAAAAACAAUUUAAAAAGCUAUUGUUUAUAAACCUUGUCACUAAUCUUAUUGAGAAUGAUCAAUCAACAAAAUUGAUAUGGUGUAGUUUUAUCCGGUGUGCAGAUACAAUGAAGGGGGUAGCUUCAGCAUAUAACAAUUUGCAGGUAUACAGUGAUAUGCACUAUUAUGGAUUAAACAUGAUUAUUUAGAAAUGUAGAAAUGUCACGCUCAAAAUGGUUUGGUGUCCGAAAGCGUUAUUGGUUUACUGUUUUUUUACUAUUUGUUUUAAUUAUUCUUAUUCGACUUUUAACAAUUCAAAUGAUGUUUAUCUGUGUCUUUGACUAUGAAAAGGUUUUUCUUUCACCAAAUGAAAAUCAUUUUGCUGGUAAAAAACACAUUACAAAAUUAUCUUCAAGUUUUAACUGUAGUAAAGAACAUUUAAAGCUUCUUGUUUUAGUGACUAGUAAUAUAUCUAAUUUUGAUAGAAGAGAAACAAUUCGAAGAACAUGGGGAAAACCUUUAAAUAAACAUUUUAAUAAUGACUUUCGUACAUUUUUUAUGCUCUCGAAAUCUCCAGACAAAGAAAUAAUGAAAACUAUGGAGGAAGAAUCAGCUAAGCAUGGUGACAUUAUAAUUUGUGAUUUUUUUGAAGACUUCUAUCAACUUUCCUUUAAAGUUGAGGCCGCUUUCGAAUGGGCUCAUAUUUAUUGUUCCUAUGAAUACUUGCUAAAAUCAGAUGACGAUGUUUAUGUAAACUUAUUUAAUUUGUUUGAAUUGUUAGUUAAUAAAGACACUCCAAAAAAAAAUCUAUAUUUAGGUUAUCAUCAUCAGCAACCACGUGUUUCAAGAUCUGGUAAAUAUAAAGUUGAACUACAUGAAUAUGGAUCAAACUGCUAUCCGGACUACUGUGCAGGGGGCGCUGUUGUUUUAUCAAGUGAUUUGAUUGAAAAAAUGUUAUUAUACUUCCAACCUGUGCCUCUUAAAAUUGAUGAUGCAUAUAUAGGUAUUCUUGUGAAGAAUGCUGGAGCCAAACCUACACACAAUGAGGGUUUUCGAUUUUUUGCAGAAUCAUGCAGUUUUGAGGAGUUUACAAUUGCUCAUCAUCCUGCAAAAACUAGGGUUUGUAUGGAAAAAAUACAUUAUGGAAUGUUAGAAAAAAAUAAUGAAAAUGAGUUUGUAAGAAAGCAUUAUAUUGAAAACAAUUCUUUAAAAUAAAUUUUA
This is a messenger RNA of Hydra vulgaris (swiftwater hydra), 1219 nucleotides long. RefSeq names its product UDP-GlcNAc:betaGal beta-1,3-N-acetylglucosaminyltransferase 7. NCBI's taxonomy places the organism in Eukaryota, Metazoa, Cnidaria, Hydrozoa, Anthoathecata, Hydridae. Gene Ontology annotation, molecular function: hexosyltransferase activity. The record is from RefSeq and is a predicted model, not a curated record. Gene Ontology annotation, cellular component: Golgi membrane.